Molecule: messenger RNA, 204 nt
Organism: Protopolystoma xenopodis
Lineage: Eukaryota; Metazoa; Platyhelminthes; Monogenea; Polystomatidea; Polystomatidae
Source: the annotation of a GenBank genome assembly
AUGAGUUGUGGAGGUGUGGUGGAACCUGGCGUCGACUGUGCCAGAGCUCGACUCUCCGACAUUCAAUUCAAAGAAAUGAGUCGUUGGGCGACUUGUGCUCUUGUCUGGUCGGGUUUUCGGAUAGCCUCAAUGCCGGCUCCGGUAAAAGCUCUAGCGGAUGAUAGGUCCGCCUUAAUUCGAAGGAAGUGUACUCGACCAGCUUAA